This is a messenger RNA of Mesorhabditis belari, 900 nucleotides long. Lineage: Eukaryota; Metazoa; Nematoda; Chromadorea; Rhabditida; Rhabditidae. The record is from the annotation of a GenBank genome assembly.
AUGGCCGCUGUAUUGGCUCUCGUUUUGGCGUUGAAAACGAAAGAGUUUCACUCGAAUUUUCUCAAUAUUUUUGUGAAUUCUCUAAUUCUGACGAUGAUUCACGAGGUGGCAGGUUUCGUGCAAGCAUUUGUUGAAGUCACAGGACAAGCUCAAAAGCUCCAUAUAGUGAUCACCGUUUGUCUUUGGGUUCGAAAUUAUCAUAUCUGCACAAUUGUCAUCACGAAUAGUGUCUGGGUGAUGGAGAGGAUGUUUGCCACGUAUAAAAUUUAUGAUUACGAGACGAAAAAGUACAUUUUUAUCUCAGUGUUUUGUUUGGCUGAGAUUCAACUUUCGUCGAUGAUUUGGGUCUACAUUUGGAGUACAGACGUUUUCCCUAUCGAUUCGAUGAUCGCUUUGGCCGUACUCAGCCAUUUAUUCCCACUAAUCACAAUCUAUUUUGUGCAUAAAUUAAACAAAAAACUUGAUGAAAAGCGUUUAUCCGAGUAUUGUUAUGUCAGCUAUUCCCUGUCACAACGAUUUCAAUUGGAGGAGAAUCUCAGAACGAUUACGUUUGUUCGAAAUGUUUUCCUCUUCACGUUGGCUUUCGAUUAUCCGAUUAUGGGUUUCAUUUAUAUCUACAACAAGGCGGAAACUGAAGCGGAUCGAUGCUUCUGGUCGAUGUUUGUUGACGGGUUUUGUUUAACAUAUGCCUUUUUUUAUCCACUUCUCUACGUGGUGAGCAGUCCAAAAUGUCGAGAUUUUCUUCAAUUUUAUUACAAUCGACACUUCCAACGACCUAGGACAGCCGAUUUGGAAUAUGUGGUCUCGGUCGAUAAGCGAGUAAUGUGUCAAAUCGAACAGGACAAUCAUUUUGCAUUUUUACAACAGAUUUGGGGUGAAAAUCCGAGAAAUGAUAAGAAA